AUGUCGACUAGGCACUAUUUUCCCGACACGGCGGCAAACACGUUGGUGCCGUGCGCCCUUCGUGCGCUGACUAAAGCAAACCCUCAUCUGUUUCUAGAUGAAGCGCGGCGUGUCGUCUCGAAUGUUCACCAUGACCAGUCGCAAGUGAGCGUUGUCGGUGGCGGCGGCUCCGGCCACGAGCCAGCAUGGAGCGGCUACGUUGGCAGUGGACUGCUUUCGGCCGCGGCUUGUGGUGACAUUUUCGCUUCGCCGAGCGCGAGCCAGGUUCUCGCUGCAAUGGAAGCAGUCCCGUCAGAAAAAGGCACGAUACUGUUGAUUACCAAUUACACUGGUGACCGCCUGCAUUUUGGACUGGCUGCUGAGAAAGCCAGGGCCAAGGUUGUCGCGUCUGGCCAACACAGCAAUGCAAAAAUUGCUAUUGUCGCGGCAACGGACGAUGUAUCUAUUGGAAGGAGUAAAUGUGCUCGAGUUGGCAGAAGAGGCCUGCCAGGCCAUGUAUUCACUAUGAAGAUAGUGUGCUCUGCAGCCGCCGAAAAUUGGCCCUUUGAUGACUGCGUGUGUCUCGCCGAAGCUGUCAACGCCCAGACCGUAUCCAUUGGCUCAGCUCUAGAUCACUGUCAUGUUCCUGGACGACAACAUCAGUCGGUCGCAGAAGACACUUGCAUCAUUGGCGCAGGAAUCCACAACGAGCCUGGACGACGUAUGCUGACACCAUUUCCACCCGUUGCCGAGAUUAUCAAGGAAUGUCUUGGUCUUCUGUGUGAUCAAGAUGACCCCGAAAGAGGAUUCGUCCAGUUUGAUAGCAGUGAUGAGGUCGUCAUGCUGAUCAACAACUACGGAGGCCUGUCGAUCCUAGAACUCGGCGCGCUGACAGACAAAGUGCAGAACCAGCUUGCGGAGCGGUACAGCCUCAAGCCUUGCCGUACAAUGGUUGGCGCAUUCGAGACAUCGCUUAAUGCCCCAGGGUUUUCCAUCUCUCUGGCCAAUCUGUCCGCUGCUGCCAGACAGUGCGACAGCACAGCUUCAAAACUCCUGGAGUUGCUUGAUCGACCGACCGCGGCUGUCUCGUGGCCCAACAUUACCACUGUCGCGAUUGAUACCGCUUCAAUUGGCAAGGACAGUACAAAUGGGAUGUGUGACAAGCAUGGCCACCAAGCAAAAGGAAACGAGAUCGAGUCCAUCGACCACACAUACCUAUCGAACGGGGAUUUUCCUGUCGACGCGGCAUUGCUGGAGAGGGCCAUUCGGUCAGCAUGCGACGCAGCAAUUUCGGCGGAGCCGGAUCUUACAAGAUGGGAUAUGGUCAUGGGCGACGGGGACUGCGGCGAGGCCGUCAAAGACCUCUGCGAAUCAGUGCUCUGUCUUGUCGACAGUGGUGCCGCAUCUCAAGGGUCGCUGCUCGAUUUUCUCGGAAUUCUCAUGGAGACUGUCGACAAAAUGGGUGGCACACUCGGAGCCAUUUUCGGCAUUUUUCUGUCUGCAUUCUACUCAGCCCUCGCGCAACAUGUAUCUGGUUCGCUCGCACCGACUCGAGAGGACGCUCACAGCUUGUCCAAGGCGGUGGCGCUUGCUGUCGAGAGCCUGCAGAGCCACACGCCAGCUCGUGAAGGCGACCGAACCGUGAUGGAUGUCUUUAUUCCCUUUGCCAACACGUACGCGCAAGAGGGAGACUUUGCAAAUGCGGUCAAGGUUGCGGGCGACAAGGCCCUCGCGACGCGCUUCAUCAAGCCUAGUCUGGGAAGAGCGAGCUACGUAGGUGACGCGGCUACGAGAGAGCUUCCUGACCCCGGAGCGUGGGCUCUGUAUGAAAUGCUUUGGGGAAUUGCGCAUGGGCUCGGCAUGAAUGUGCCCCGAGUGAACAGUGGUGUCUACGACGAAACUAGACAUAAUGCGCACACUUAA
This is a messenger RNA of Beauveria bassiana ARSEF 2860, 1902 nucleotides long. Its product is annotated as dihydroxyacetone kinase. The record is from RefSeq and is a predicted model, not a curated record. Gene Ontology annotation, molecular function: glycerone kinase activity. Gene Ontology annotation, cellular component: cytosol. The transcript has 2 exons. Gene Ontology annotation, biological process: glycerol catabolic process. Lineage: Eukaryota; Fungi; Ascomycota; Sordariomycetes; Hypocreales; Cordycipitaceae. The coding region runs from base 1 to 1902 and encodes 633 amino acids.